UGUAAACCUUAUUUAUUCAAAUCUUUGGAAACAAGAGCCGUAAAGAGGCAUUCUUCUAAGUGACAGCAGAAAUAUUUUGUGAUAUUUAAUGGAAAUUUAGAGAAUAAUUUCAAUAUUAAUUCUCAUUUAGCACCCCAGUCACUGUCAAAUAGGGAAUGGGUGAAAUAUUUGAGCGAGAAAUUUUCCGGAGAAAUUUGGGAAAAGAACAGUCGGGGAUAUAAAUUCAAUAAAUUCAGUCAAGGUGAAAUUUGGACAAACAAUCGCAAAUUUAUUGAAGCGUUCUUUAAUUGACUAAAUGGAUAAGUGAACAAAUUAUUAAAUCCACGAUGAUCUUUUUGUGCGAAAGUUAUUGCAUCGCGACAACAAGGCGAGUAUUCUCACUCUGCGGCAGAAAAUAAAUCAAACCCAAGUAUCCCUGCGAUUAUCAUCCCAAUAAUUCACGGAUGAGGGAGCCAUAAAUUGAAUAUUAUAUUUUAUUCAUUUAAAACUCAUCCAAAAAACAACAACAAUAAGCCACUUCUCAUUUCAUCAAAUUGCAAAAUCCAAACCAAGUUGUGCCCAAAAAUUAUUCAACAAAUAUCCAAAACACAACAGUAGUCAAUCCAGAAACUAUUGAAACGUAUUCUGCAACCAAAAAUGUCCGAUUCGCAGAAUCUUCUUGAAGAUUCGGCUCUCGAUCUGAGCAGAAGCCGAGCCUCUGAUCUAUCAAUGCAGCUAAAUGUCGGCACUCGUCAAAGCGAGCUCACAAAAACUGAGACGAAAACCGAACCAGAUGCUAAACACGACAGAGAAAAAUAUGCAACACAAACGGAAGACGAUUUUUAUGUGGGAAUUUCGAACUUCGAGGCAAGAAACCCUCACUGGGAGCUGAAUGUGCGUAUUGGAGAUGUUUUCAAGAGACUGCGACACAACUCAGUGAUACCGAAGCACUCUGAAAACAACUUCAUACUCGUACAAACUGUGCAAAGUAGAAACUUCGCAAAGAGAAACUCUCCCGAGAAAAUAGCUUACGUUCCAAGAGAAGUUUUGGUCAAGGUGCCUCUGCCCGGAAAAGAUACGAACAUAAAACCAACCAAGAAAAAAAUGAAAGCAGACGAUGAACUCGCAGAAAGCAAAGCAAUAAAUGCAGGCCUGAUACCAGAAACGACAAUUUCAGACAUUCUCUCAGACUUCCUGCCCGACCAUCGAAAAAUUUGUGCGCAAAACAAAAAAGCACACGAAAUUGCCUCCAAACUGAAUCAAGUUGCUUCUGCUGAUAUUCAAAGCAAUACCAACUACAUGACAAACUCUAGACACCAUUUGCCCAUAAUAGCAUCGUCGCUUUCGUUGAGCGCACCUCCUUUCACCGCGUCGACUAUACACCAGCAGCUAAUGAACGAACACUUGAUGCCUCCAGGAGUCAAAAUCUCCCAAAUGCAGAACAACGCAUCAGUUCCCUUCCUUGUAAACUGGAUGAAGAACUUUCCCCAGUUCCAAGCUAUGGCAGCUGCAGCAGUCAUGCACAGAUACAACUUAAUCCAGCGGCAACAAGCAUCUAACGAGUUCCUUCCAGACAAUACUUCGGUUCCUUUUCCUACUCCGACGGCUGAAAAUUUGACUAAUACCUUUCGUCCGUGGCAGGACGUGAACAACUUUACGCAACCGAACGAUCAGGUUCCAAGGGAUCAAUCAGUGUAUGACACUAAGAACAAAGAAGAUAGUCACAAUGCUAUGAAAUGCGGACUGGUCCAACCUUGCUCGGUCGAGUCGAAGAUGGAGUGGAGCAACAAGAUGAUCUUGGCGGGCGGAGGAGAAGGAGUCGAUCAGAGGAGUCAGCUGAAGAAACACGGGCGCGGGAGGCCACCUUACAGGAGUGUAGAGCUUGUGGUUGGCAUGGGCGUGUUCGAACAUGGUCGAUUCAAGAAGUUGACAGUGAGGAACAAGAGUGGGAUAGGGGGCAAGGAGGCGAUAGUGGUGAGGUGUGCGGCAGAGGCCACUGAGAUAGAGACUGCCGCAGUGCACAGACACAAGUUCAACAACAAACUCAUACACAAUGUUGAUUUCACACUCGUGUACCCAGAUGGAAGUCCAGUGAGAUACCUGCCAGGCACCCGAGAGCCCUUCACUCUGAAGACUUACAAGGAGAUGAGGAACGACUCCUGGAUCAGACUACGACUAUUCCUCUGUCCCACCAAACAGUUGCUGGUAGCACAACAGCAACAACAACUGAAUGCUAAAAAGGCCACUGACAAGUCAACGAACAUUUGCUACAUGGACUCAAAACAAGCGAGUGACAAUCAUAUACCAAGAUCCAAUGAAAGAUCCCAGGAAGAUUCGGAACCAAUGGACUCAGCAAAUAAUGAACAAGAGUGCCCUAGCGUAAUUGACCUCUGAAAUAACUGGACAUGAUUCCAGAACUGAAUAAAUAGAAGACUGUUUUUAAAACAAAACUAAAAUUGUACAGUCCUUUGCAGAUCCUUCAAUAUUAUUAUUAUGCUAUAGUUUCCACAAAAUCGAUAUUUAAGCAAUCCAAAAGAGCAGUCGUUGGAAAUAGAAGUA
Messenger RNA from Symsagittifera roscoffensis, 2538 nucleotides. RefSeq lists its product as uncharacterized. Bases 637 to 2373 code for a protein of 578 amino acids. The record is from RefSeq and is a predicted model, not a curated record. NCBI's taxonomy places the organism in Eukaryota, Metazoa, Xenacoelomorpha, Acoela, Convolutidae. The transcript has 6 exons.